CUCAAAAAAGCUAUAAGAGCUAUUAGAACUAAUCCUGAAUAAUAAUAAAGGGGGAUAAAAACAGGUCAAUAAUAUUCAACGUGAAAGGGGCCUUUACAAUACAUUAAGCAUAGUGCAGUUCAGUUCUAUGGCUGUAGAUAGCAUGGGCGUAGCAUUUAGACAUCUUGACUGAAUAUUAUGUUGAUUUAGCUCUUACCAGGUGAUAGAAUCGAUAUUCAGGUUUGAGCAAAGUGUGUAGGUUUAUUGUUCAAUCCAAGAUUAAUAAAUUCUAUUGACUUGAAAUUUUAUAGAUAAAGUCGUAAGUCUUUAUCUAAACUUGCCAAAUGGCUGCUUUUCCAGGAUCCAUUGCAUUUGAUGAGUAUGGUAGACCAUUUAUUAUCAUCAAAGAUCAGGAAAAACAAAGACGUUUAACCGGUAAUGAUGCCAUCAAGAGCCAUAUACUCUCAGCCAAAGCAAUUUCCAAAAUUGUUAGAACUUCCUUGGGUCCAAAAGGUUUGGACAAACUAUUGGUGUCGCAAGACGGUGAUGUUAUGGUAAGCAAUGAUGGAGCUACCAUCAUGAAGCAAAUGGAUGUGGAUAAUGAAAUUGCAAAACUGAUGGUGCAACUGUCUCAAUCCCAAGAUGAUGAAAUUGGAGAUGGAACUACAGGAGUUGUUGUUCUUGCUGGUGCUUUGUUAGAACAAGCUGAUGUUUUAUUAGAUAAAGGUAUUCAUCCUAUUAGAAUUGCAGAUGGGUAUGAAUUAGCUGCUCGAGCUGCCAUAGAACAUUUAGAUUCUAUCGCCACAAAAUUUCCUGUUGAUCCUAAUAAUUUAGAACCUCUUAUUAAGACUGCUAUGACAACUCUUGGAUCAAAAAUCGUUAACAAAUGUCAUCGCCAAAUGGCAGAAAUAGCUGUUAAGGCAGUAUUAUCAGUGGCUGAUCUGGAAAAGAGGGAUGUCAACUUCGAGCUCAUAAAAGUUGAUGGUAAAGUCGGUGGAAGGCUGGAAGAUUCUAUGCUUGUCAAAGGUGUGGUCAUUGAUAAGGAUUUCUCUCAUCCCCAAAUGCCAAAGGUAUUAAAGGAUGUUAAAAUAGCAAUCUUAACUUGCCCAUUUGAACCGCCUAAGCCAAAAACAAAACAUAAGUUGGAUGUAACAUCUAUUGAUGACUAUAGGGCGUUGAGGAAGUACGAAGAAGAGAAAUUUAAUACCAUGGUUUCUCAAGUCAAAGAGGCAGGUGCUACUCUUGCUAUUUGUCAAUGGGGAUUUGAUGAUGAAGCAAAUCAUCUUCUUCUAAAGAGAGAACUUCCUGCAGUUAGGUGGGUCGGUGGCCCAGAAAUCGAGUUGAUUGCCAUUGCAACUGGUGGACGUAUCGUACCCCGAUUUGAAGAGUUGAAUCCUGAAAAACUUGGUCGUGCUGGACUUGUUAGAGAAAUCUCUUUUGGUACUACAAAGGAUAAAAUGCUUGUGAUUGAGGAAUGUGCCAAUUCUCGUUCUGUCACAAUUUUCAUUAGAGGUUCAAACCAAAUGAUAAUCGAUGAAGCUAAGAGGUCAAUGCAUGAUGCACUUUGUGUCGUUAGAAAUUUGAUUUGUGAUGACAGCAUUGUUUAUGGUGGAGGUGCUGCUGAACUUUCAUGUUCUAUUGCCACUGCCAAACAGGCAGAUAAGAUUUCAACAAUUGAACAGUACGCAUUCCGUGCAUUUUCUGAAGCUUUGGAGUCCAUUCCUUUUGCUCUAGCAGAGAAUUCAGGUUUACCACCAAUGCAGGUUGUAACUAGUGUAAGAGGAAGGCAAAUCCAAGAAAACAACCCUGCACUUGGUGUUGAUUGUAUGGGGAAAGGAACUAAUGAUAUGAAAGAGCAGCAUGUUAUUGAAACACUUAAAAGCAAAAAGCAACAAAUAAUGCUUGCUACACAAUUGGUGAAAAUGAUACUUAAAAUUGAUGAUGUCAGAACACCUAAUGAUAUGCAAUAUUAACUUAUUUUUCUUUUCUACCUCGCCUUAAGUUACUUUAAUAAAACAAAAAAUUACAGCUUUAUAACUAACUUAAUUUGAAAUAAACACUUUUUUAUACU
Nezara viridula (southern green stink bug) is the source of this 2050-nucleotide messenger RNA. The record is from the annotation of a GenBank genome assembly. Lineage: Eukaryota; Metazoa; Arthropoda; Insecta; Hemiptera; Pentatomidae.